GUGAUUGCUAGCUAGGUCUCUCUAAAACUCUGCAGUACAGUCCCGCCAAAUGGGAAGAAGACCCUGCUGUUCCAAGGAAGGCUUGAAUAGAGGAGCUUGGAGUGUUGUUGAAGAUCAAAUACUCAUGGAUUACAUCAAACUCCAUGGUGAGGGAAAUUGGAGAUCCCUACCUCAGAAAGCAGGUCUCAACAGAUGUGGCAAGAGUAGUAGACUUCGCUGGUUGAAUUAUCUGAGACCAGAUAUCAAGAGGGGAAACAUAUCCCAUGAUGAAGAAGAGCUGAUUCUCAGGCUUCACAAGCUCUUGGGGAACAGGUGGUCUCUGAUAACUGGGAGGCUUCCAGGGAGAACAGAUAAUGAAAUCAAGAACUACUGGAACACCAAGUUAGGAAAGAGGAAAAGAGAUCACCCCAGCUCUUCUUCGGCUCCUAAUAGCAAGCACUCAAAGCAAUCAGAAAACGAGAAGAAUGAGCCCAUUGAUGAGUUAUCUGCAGGCCAACCAAAGAUAACAACUUUGGUCCGGACCAAGGCAUCAAGGUGCACAAAGAUUUUUAUUGUUCCCACUCAACCACGAGACCAUCAUCAAGUUGAAGAAAUUGAUGACGCUAAUGCAGCAGUAAUUCCUCCUCCCAAUCCAAUGGUUGAUAGCCUUGUGACCCAGAAAGCAGUAGAAUCAGAACCCUGCAGCAAUGGGCUGUCAUCACUCACUACUCCUGUUGAAGACAAUUCGCUGGAUUUCAUCAUGAAUCUCAAUGUUGGAGACCUCUGUCUGUCUGAGCUUCUUGGUUCUGAGUUCUCGCAGCUGUGGAAUCCUCACGAUGAUCAUGAAAUGAUAGAAGAGAGCAAGAUCAAUGGUGACAACGACAACUGGUUGUGUCCAUCUUUAGACCAAUCUAUCAUUUACACUGACGUAAUGCCGGAGGAUUGGACACGAAUUAAUUAUGUCGAAACCAGAGACGACACUGUUUUGCACCUUGGAUCACUGGCAUCUUUUCUUGAUUCCGGAGAUGACUGAUCAGUAGCAGAAUAGUUUAAACAAAUCGAGAUUGUUAGGUAUAAGCUCUAGGUGGUUACAGGUUUGACCCUUGGUCGAUAUUCACACUGUUUUGCACCAAAUAUGAUUGUUUUAAUUUCCUGCUUGUGCUUGGUGUUGAUUAGGAUGAAGUAAUUGCUUUCCCUCGUGUGUGGAUCUACUAUGGCUCUAGUUAUAGCUUUUCCUCCCCUAGGUAGAACCUUAGGAGUUAUUUUACUAUCAAGUUUGCGUAGUGUGUAAUUAGCCUUAUUCAAGUGAA
This is a messenger RNA of Nelumbo nucifera (sacred lotus), 1289 nucleotides long. RefSeq names its product transcription factor MYB1-like. Lineage: Eukaryota; Viridiplantae; Streptophyta; Magnoliopsida; Proteales; Nelumbonaceae. The record is from RefSeq and is a predicted model, not a curated record.